GUGAGAAACGAUUGAAUUUUCAGCGUGUCACUGCAAUCGAUCUUACAGCUGCGGAGAAUCUGGACCUCGCUCAAGUGACCAUAAGGAUCGUCAGUGAACUGUUGCUUGCGAUGCUGUUUCUCUCUAGUCAGAGCAAUGGACGUGUUUGUAUUAUCUGCACAGCUUGGCUUUGAAGUAUUUUGGAGUGUUUGUUUUCUGUGAGACAGACGUCCUGGAUGGAGGACAGGAGGGAGGAAUUAAACGCAUGGAGGAAAAUAAUGAGUAAAGGGAGAGAGUAAAGCAGUAGGCUCAGAGUGAGUGGAGAGGCUGUGAGAGGAUUCAGGAUGACGAUGAAAGGCUUGUCCUCCAGUCGCAGUCACCACCACACACUCACACACUGCGACCCCUCCUAUGACUCUCUGACCCUCCGCCAUGACCGACACCCCUGCGUGUUCAGCGCCGCCCCCUCAAAUGACCACCCCUACUACAGGUGCCAGUCUGACCUGGCCAGCAGUACGUUUCCGAGGCGACAUCACUCGAAUCACGAACUGAAGGACGAAAGCGCAAAAGUCCCCUAUGUUGGACCAGGGGGCGUGGCUGGGGGGAGUGGGUGUGGCCCAUGUAGCUCAUCCGGCAUACCCCCGUCGUUGCUGGAAAGGUUCGACCAGCAGCAACCAAUGAGGAAAGAUGGCUAUCACACAUUGCAAUACAAACGCACAGCAGCACUUGAGCACCAACGCAGUGACAGUCCUGGGCGUAUACGUCACCUCGUUCACUCCGUCCAAAAGCUGUUCACCAAGUCUCAUUCCCUGGAAGGUCCCAGCCAACGCACCCUCAACGGCAACGACCCCGUCAUCCCAGCCGACGCUAUGGCAACUGCUGCUUCCCACCCUAACGUCUCCACAUCUACCAUUGGCACCCUCCACAAGACUUCGAGCAACAAACGGGGCAAGAGCAAGGAAAGGAGUCGCUCCGAGCCCAAACCCCCAGCGCGCACACCCGGCUCAGGUUACUGGAGCUCGGACGACACUUUGGACAGAGCGAUCUGCCUGUACCACCAGCAUCAACCUUCUGGAGUUAUGACCAUGGGUCGCCGUCCCGACAAAUCCCAGUCUCACUAUUUCCUAGGCCAGAGCUACAACACGCUAGGAGGUGGUCGCUCAUCUCUGAAAACCUCACGCAGCAACAACGAUGUUGGAAGCUGCUCCACGUGCUCCAACACACCAGGAGGCACCCUGGCUAUAUGUGGGCCAACGCUGGUCGACCAGGCCGGACCACUGGUCAAGAAAAGCUCCUGGUCAAGCACGUUGACGGUCAGCAGGGCCCGAGAGGUGUACCAAAAGGCCACUGUCAAUAUAGAUAGAGCCCUACUGAAAGCACAGUCCUGCCAGCAAGGACGAACCUGCCAGUUUUUACAGGUUCCUCAGGAUGAGUGGAGCGGCUUGUCAUCCGGAGGUCAGGAUGAUGAGAUCCCGUGCAGACGCAUGCGAAGCGGCAGCUAUAUAAAGGCGAUGGCAGACGAAGACAGCGGAGACUCGGACUGCAGCCCUAAACCGUCGCCUAAAGUCCAGGCCCGAAGAGCAAGCUACCUGAAAGCCACCCAGCCCUCCCUCACCGAGAUGACCACACUCAAGAUCAGUACGGAUUCGCACUCCCCCAAGCUUCAGAUCCGGAGUCACAGCUACUUGCGAGCGGUGAGUGAGGUUUCAAUCAACCGCAGUUUGGACAGUCUGGACCCGGCCGGCCUGCUGGCCUCGCCUAAAUUUCGCUCCCGAAAUGAGAGCUACAUGAGGGCCAUGAGCACCAUCAGUCAGGUAAGCGAGGUGGAAGUGAACGGGCAGAUCGAGGCCGUGUGUGAGAGUGUGUUCAGUGAGAUGGAGUCUCAGGCCAUGGACGCUCUUGACCUGCCUUUGUCCGGAUGCUUCCGUAUGAGGAGCCACAGUUACGUGAGGGCCAUCGAGAAGGGCUGUUCGCAGGAGGAAGAAGACGAGAGGACGUCACGUCAGGCCAUCACACCACCCAGAACCGCAACCACUGUCAGAACCAUCCAGAGCAGCACAGUAUCAUCAUGUAUAACCACCUACAAGAAAACCCCGCCCCCAGUCCCUCCCAGGUCAACACCCACCAGGCCGUACAUCUCUAUAACAGCUCAGAGUAGCACAGAAUCUGCCCAGGAUGCCUACAAUGAGCUGACCUGUUCCAGCCCUGCUAACCGGGCCUUAGUGGCGGCCCAGUCUGGCCUCAGUAACUCCACAGAGAGCAUUGAUAGCAUGAAGGCCCUGACGGCAGCCAUUGAGGCAGCGAACGCUCAAGUCCACGGCCCGGCCAGCCAACACGUGACCAACAGCACCAUAACCAUCACCACAGCCACCGCCACCACUAGCGUAACACACAUCUCGCAGGACGCUAAGAGAGACGCCCUCAGGAAGUGCCUGUCUAUAGGAAUACAGGUGGACGGCCCCGAGGAAGAUACCCAAUCAGAAGUGCUUUGCAAGUUUCAGUCAGUCGGUAUUCAAGUAGAGGAGGAGAAAUGCCAUCGCAGAGUCACACGCUCCAACAGCGUAACAACUGCCGUUCAAGCUGAUCUUGACCUUCCAGAGGACAUCAGCGAUGAACAGUUCAUACAGACCCAACAUGGGCUCGUCAUCCGCCAGUCGUCUCUAGAUGCAGCCACCUCCACGGUCAGCAUCCAGGGCUCUGGAAACCACUACCACGCCUGUACCCAAGAUGACUACUCCGAUGUGGACUUUGACCCCUCCAUCCUACCACCACCGGUCCCAUGGAUGGAUGGAGCGACGGAGGAGGAAUACGGGUGCGGAGUGACAGUGUCCGUGUGUCCGCAGGACGGACGCUGGUUUCUGAAGCUGCUGCAAGCAGAGAUGGAGAGGAUGGAGGGGUGGUGCCGACAAAUGGAGCAAGAAGAGCGAAAGAACGAGUUACCGGAAGAGAUCCUAGGCAAGAUUCGUAGCGCGGUUGGCAGCGCUCAGCUGCUAAUGUCACAGAAAUUCCAGCAGUUCCGGGAGCUCUGUGAAGAAAACUUGAACCCAAACUCCCACCCGCGGCCCGUGUCUCAGGAUCUGGCUGGAUUCUGGGAUAUGCUGCAGCUGUCGAUUGAGAACAUCAGUCUGAAGUUUGAUGAGCUGCACCAGCUGAAAGCCAACAACUGGAGACUUCUGGAUCCUCCUGAGAGAAAGGAGAAGCGCGUACCCCCUCCGGUGCCAAGGAAGCCGGGUAAGCGUCCCGUGCUGCUAGUGCGAGACCGAUCUCUGGAGGGAUCCCAGCGUCUGGAGGCACGCAAACGACUUUUAGCGGCUAAACGUGCCGCUGCCUCUCAACGCCAGAACUCUGCCACAGAAUGUGCUGAUAGUAUUGAGAUCUACAUCCCAGAAGCCCAGACAAGAUUAUAAACACACACAUAAACAGGUGCUUUAAAGCCUAAGUAGACAUCAACACGCACAUACACACUCAUCAUCAAACUUAACACAACACAAAAGCACUGAAUGACAAAGACUAAGGCAGGGUAGCUGUAAUAUAAUCACUCUUCUUUUCUAGUGUAAAGGAGAGUUUUUUCACUGUGGGGUUAUACUGUAUGUAUUUAGGAUUUCAUUUUACUCUCGUCCUGCCAUCCGCGAUGUAGCUCCCUCUCCCAAAGACUUUGAUAUUUCUAUUAGACGCGAUUAUAUUUAAUUAUUAAAAAAACAAUAUAUAUUCAUGCCUAAAACACAACCUAUUGCGUCUAUUAUUAUUACUACCCAGAAAAUGCACAUUACUGAGUUAGUACGUAAGUUAUUGAUCUGAUCUUGUCAUAACUUUGUGGUUAUUGUGUAAGAGCCAUAUGUCUGGUGUUCUCCCAGAGGACAGAAAUAUUUAAAGGGCAACAUACAAAUCUUUUCUUGAGAUUUUCACACUGAUGUAGCUGUGAUUGUUGCUUGUGUGUGUCAGGUUUUCUGUAUGUACACUCUCUCACGUGUCAUCCUGCACCUCUGAGACUGGGCGAGGUUGUUCUGUUCUCUAUAUCAUGGAACAUAAUAGCAAAACCACGUCUUCCCUUCUUUCUUCUCAUAUUUUUCGACCUCCCACUCAAUUAUCAUCUCCUGUUCUCUUAAAUCGUGCUUUAUUCCUUCCUUGUGGGUUCUUUUUGACUCGCACCCCAUUUCCUGUCCAGCUCCUGUGUCUUCAGCACUUUCACUCACCUGUUAGACUGACUUAUAAAAGACGUCUGUCAUAUGUGAUUGAUUUGACGUUCACAUCACUGACGGUUAUGCUGUAUGGAAAACGCCGCUCUUCACAGCAGUGAUUCAAUAGACAUUCAUAACUUAGCAAUGUCACGUUAUGAAUCAUUACGUAUUGCUGGUCAGGGAUUCAGUUCGGCAUUUAGGCCCUGUUCGCCCUGACAGUGACUUCUAGCAGCAGGAGUUACACUUUUUUGGGGAGUAAAGUUUUGUUUUACUUAUAGCAGCAAAUGUUCCACCGACCGUUCCAGAGAAAAGUUUUCUAGACAAAAGUUUGACUUUAUGCAAAUGAGCAGUGACAAUGUAGCAACAAUGCUAUGCUACCAGUAUAGGUGAAAAUAGUGUUCACUCUUCUAAAAUCACAGUGGCCAAGUGAUGUCUGGAGGAGAUAUUUGCAUAUUUGGUUCGAGUAUAGCGUUAAAACAUUAUUGCUUGGUUUCACAGACACAGCCAAGCUUAAACCAUGCCUUAGUUAAAUUAAGAUAUUAUGUCGCUUUUAUAAAAAUGACUUAGAAGAAUACAUUACUGGUGUACAUCUCAAGACAAAACAAUGGGACUGAAAUAUUUGAAUAUAUUUCUAGGCAAGUUAUAUUCAGUUAAGACAGGUCACACAUUCAUUUUAGUCUGGGACUAGCCUUAAGGCUUGUCUGUGAAACCCGGCCUAGGAUUAUGAGAAUGUACAAAGAAAUGUUACUGAGGGCAAUUUCAAUGUUCUAUAUGGUUCGUCUCACACAUAUUGUAUAAAAUAAUUAUUGCAUGAAAAAUCAUGUCCGACAUAAUAAUUGAUAAUCAUUGUUUGUGGUUUAUAUACACUUUCAACUUCAGAAUCCCACUUAAAAAGUGCACAAAGGAUACUUUAUUUACAGUAUGUAGACUUCCAUGAGUGCCCUAUUGACACACAUUACUUUUGCACUUAAUAUACUAAAAUUUUCAAAAUUAACUUUUUCAUUCACAAUGUCCAAAAAUAGCACAGCUGACUACACUUUAGUUUAUUUUAAUAAUAGAUUUUAUGUGUUGUCGUGCACUUUUUUUACCUGGGAUGUUUAGAUUAUACUGCAAGAAAACUUGACAUUUAAUAGAAUGACUUAAAGGUGCUUUAUGUUAUUUUUCUGAGGAUCUAUUGACAGAAAUGCAAUAUAAUAUACAGAACUAUGUCUUCAGAGACCUUACAUAAUGAAGCGUUAUGUUUUUAUUACCUUAGAAUGAGAUAUUUCUAUCUACAUUCACCAUGUUGUUCCUACAGUAGCCCUAAACAGACAAACUGCUCUACAGAGUGAGUUUCCUGAAUACGUUAUCUCCUUCGACAAAGUGAAAAGGACACAUCUGUCAUGUGAGAUCCGCCGGUGCUCUGAAAGUGAGCCGUUGGUUGCAAUUCGCAACCUCACCACUAGAUGCCGCUAAAAUCUCCACAUUACUCCUUUGACAUUCUUUUCAGUCAUACCUCACAUUUCUGCUUGUGAUCAAAUUUUUUAAAUUAAGGCCAGUUACACAGCUCAUCAAUGUUAAUGUUAGGGUCACAGUGACAAGAAACACCUGUAGGAGAUCAACAAUACAGCGACCUGUCAGUGUAGACAGGGUUUUACACUGUGUUCUAACCAGACAUGAAACGAUGAAUUGACAAGCAGUACAAAAUGAUCUUUUCUAGGUAAAUCUUUUUGGAGUUCUUGUAAAAACCACCUGUGACAGAAUAGUACAGAAUUUUGUCGAUCACUUGUUGUCGUUUUUCCUGUGGUGCUGUGUAGCUGUGAAUUUCAUUACAAAUGCCUUCUGAUUGGCUAGAAUGACAUCACAGUCAUUUUACACAGAGUGUGGACAGAUAAAUCACUUUUCAUUGAAAACUUGUUGCAUCACGUUUCGUUGGGAGACACAGUUAUGUUAUUGUUGGCAGUUAAGACAACAAUUUUUUUGAAGUAUAAAAGUAUUGUGUAAAUAUUUAAAAGAGAAUUUAAUAUUUAAAGAUUUAAAGCGUUUCUAUUUGCUGAUAGCUUCGGACUACAUUUGUUCAUACUGUAUGUUUGUUUAUUUGUUUGUUUGAAUUGAUAUAACGAGAAAUGCCAGUAUUUUGUAAUGGAUAUGGUUAGAAGGGUUGUAGAGAUAUUCAAGACCUGAUAAAACAAAGCCAGACUUGGAGACUUCCAUCUGCUUCUUCACCAUGCCAUUGCUUUUCAUUUCAUUAAUUAUUCUCAUCAUUAUAAAUGCACACAGAAAUAGUUUAAAAUUCCAGAGAUAUUUAUUCAUAUUGUAUUUAAGAUCAUGAGCUUUAGCAUGAUAGCCUCUUUGUUCUUGGCCAUGUCAGUCAAGUAUGUGUACGCGUGUGUCUGUAUUUCCAUAUCUAAGUGCAUGUACCCAAGUGCUUCCUAAUAUUUCUAAAUCUAUUUUUUAUUUCAACAGAAAUGUAGCACAGAUUCUUUAAGAUAUAGAUGAACAUAUUUCCUUUCAUCAUUUAUUUAUUAUUAGGUUAAUAUUACUGCAGCCCUGCGGAGAUGGUGCAGGUAGACACAUGUAUCAAAGCAGAGCACAUACCAUCAGAUUCAUUCAUUUUUCUAUUUAUGGAGUCCUAUUUUAACUGUUGAAUGUCCAUGUCAUACUAUCGUGCUGCUCUCGUGUUAUUGAUUUGUAAACAAAGCUGCAUCGUUGUUGCACUCCAGUCGUCAAUGGCGCUAACAAGUUACUCAAUACUUGCUAGUGAAACCUAACCGCGCUGUCUCAUUUUUUUCAAUAACUGAUAAUACGUAUUUGCACUUGUUAAAUAUGUUAAAUAAACAGAUCUAUUCUCUCUUUUUUCAAAAAUAUUCAAGAUGUUUCACUGUGGAUAGACACAUGACUUUAAAUAUAUGAAUAUAUAAUACCCAGCAGCCAAUGUGCAGCCACUAUCUAUUUUCAUAUACAGAUGUGUUUCAUUGGCUUUAGUUAAAUCCUUGUUGGUAUAUUUGUAUUAUUAACUAAACUCUUAGUUCCAGUUAUUAUGCACUAGAGAGCCCUUACUGUGUUAAGUGUUUGUUUUUAUAUAUUAUUGAUGUUUAAACGCUCGGCCUUAAUUUAUGAAUAUAUGAUAGUCAUGCACAACGUAGCCUCAGGGGAGACUAUAUAACGUGUGUAUGGAUGUGUGUUUGUGGAUGAAGAGAUGAAGCAUCCAAUUCUGACAAAAUACUCAUGCAUAUUGAGAUUUAUUUUUACUGCAUUACUUUUUUGAGUACAUUUACACUCCAAAAUUAACAUCAGAAUAACACCUUUUGAUUUCAUUUCAAUUACAGUUUUAACAUUAAAGAAGUGACCCCCCUGAAAAAUGUCCCAAAUUUUUUUUUAUAUUGAAUGUGGACAGUCAAAGACUAACAUGAAACGUCCAUGUUUUUGUAUAAUGAUGGGAAUAGAUUACAUUGGAUAUAUAUGGAUAAAUAUGAAUUUGGGUUGGUGAAUUAUGAAUUGGUUGUUUUUCAUUUGAAAUAUAUAUUUCCAUAUCUGUCCUUUUUUAGUAUUUAAAUGUUUAUUUGACAUUACAGAGAUAUUUUAUGAGACUACUAAAAACUUUUGCUAAAAGAGAUCACAAACUUGCCAUUUUCUUGAUUGUUGUCAUUCACUGUUGUAAAUUUAUAGGAUUAUAUUUGGCAAAACAAUCGCUCCUGACGUUUUAGGGUUCGAACUCCUAAAACAGAAGUAAAUUCGAUUUUUGCCAAACUAUGGACUGAACACCCACCCACAGAGAAGUUGGGGUAAUGAAGGCAGGUUACUAUGUAUUUACUGUUCUUGUAAAAGCAUAAACUUUCAUAAAAUGACUGUGUGUGUAAAUACAUGAAUGUUCUUCAUUGUAAAUGUAACCUACAUCUAAUGAUAUAUUACUACUUACAUUUUGUAUUUAUUGUAACAACACUGUUGAUGUUAUGGCACGUGUAUGAAAUUUUGAUCAUUAAAAAGUUA
Messenger RNA from Triplophysa dalaica, 8126 nucleotides. It is a transcript of the gene dlgap1b, whose product is annotated as discs, large (Drosophila) homolog-associated protein 1b. The coding region runs from base 324 to 3386 and encodes 1020 amino acids. Gene Ontology annotation, molecular function: molecular adaptor activity. Gene Ontology annotation, cellular component: glutamatergic synapse; postsynaptic specialization. The record is from RefSeq and is a predicted model, not a curated record. The transcript has 12 exons. NCBI's taxonomy places the organism in Eukaryota, Metazoa, Chordata, Actinopteri, Cypriniformes, Nemacheilidae. Gene Ontology annotation, biological process: signaling.